This is a messenger RNA of Aspergillus nidulans FGSC A4, 4690 nucleotides long. Its product is annotated as putative ubiquitin-specific protease UBP12. Gene Ontology annotation, molecular function: cysteine-type deubiquitinase activity. Lineage: Eukaryota; Fungi; Ascomycota; Eurotiomycetes; Eurotiales; Aspergillaceae. Bases 1 to 4257 code for a protein of 1418 amino acids. Gene Ontology annotation, biological process: ubiquitin-dependent protein catabolic process; protein deubiquitination. The record is from RefSeq and is a predicted model, not a curated record. The transcript is spliced from 3 exons.
AUGUCGGGCUCAGAGAACAAGCAUGAUAGCGUCCCGCCGACCGGGCGCGAAGCCUCGCCAAGUACGAAGCGGGCUGCGCCCGAGGCUGAGCAGGAUGUAGAAAUGGGCAUCGAGAAAGACACACAAUCCCGACCCGGCAAUCCUGAUCAGAUGGAUACAACAGCAUCGGAAGCAUCCACGGGCAAUGAUGGAACCUCGCCGUCCGACAACGCCUACCAAACGCCGUCCAGCAUGUCGACCUAUACUGCUCCUGUGACAGGAACCCAGAACAACACCAAGACCGAAGCUUCGAUGUCGUCUAAUGAGCGGCCUUCCUACGAUGACCAGGUCGCCAAGGUGACGUGUUUUAUGAUGCAGCCGCUGCAGGAAGGCCAGAAGGGUUACGUAGUUUCCAUGUCGUGGUUAAAGCGCGUUCUUGCACGGAGUUCCACUCAUGCCGACAAUAUCGACAAGAGCGCUGCAGAGGGUGAAAUUGGUCCGGUCGACAACUCGGACCUUGUUCUGGUUACCGAUCCGGUCAACGUGGGGCUCAAGGAUGAGCGCGAGCAACCAUUCAUCCCUCUGCGUCCGGGAUUACAGUUUGGGGAAGACUUUGAAGUUGUGCCCCAGGAAGGUUGGGAUCUCAUCAUGCAAUGGUAUGGUCUCGCCGAGCAGUCGCCAGCCAUCGUUCGCUAUGCCCACAACACCAGCCCGUUCGGUGCUGCGGAGAACAUCCAAUAUGAGCUCAACCCGCCGGUCUACACUAUCCUGAAGCUCUCAAACCCACAAAAGGGCGUUACUCCGGACACUUUGCGAGACAAAGCGAAGCUGCCCGUUAAGAGCUUGGCCAGCCGGCACGACAACUUCCAGACUUGGCUGCGGAAGGCGAAACGGUCGGUCAAUGUUGACCCCUUGGUGAAGGUUCGUGUUUGGAGGAUCCUCGGAGGCCUGGGCAGUGCCGCUGCAUCAACCAACAUUACCCCUGCUGCGUCUCGCAGCGCAUCCCCAGCCCCAUUCUCGCCACUUGUUUCAAAUGCAGGCAGCAGCUAUGUCCUUGACCUAAAUACAUUCCUCUCCCUUUCAGAGGGGUCUCAGCGAGAAUUACUGGAUGUCAAAGAUCAGUCAAACAAUCCCAAGUAUAAUGGUAAGAUGACGCUCGACGCCGCAGGCCUAGGCGAACCCAGCGUCAUCGUCCUUGAAGAGGGCGUGUUUGGCGCCAAUAGCGACGCGGAGUGGGUAUCCGACCUCUCCCAGCAAGCCAUGAAUCGACUCGGUGUCCCGUCCGGUAGCUUGAAGCCCAACAAGCUGAAGAGCAAGAGCCCAGCAACCAGCGGGCGAUCUUCUCCAGUACCAGAACCCAUCAGGAAAACCCGUAAGGACGGCAAGCCCCGAGGCAAUACCGGUCUUAGCAAUUUGGGCAAUACCUGCUACAUGAACUCUGCUCUGCAGUGCGUUCGUAGCGUAGAGGAGCUGACUUAUUACUUCCUGAACGAUGUCUAUAAGAAAGAUCUUAACCCCAGCAAUCCUUUAGCUCAUAACGGCGACGUGGCCAAAGCGUACGCAAAUUUGCUUCGGAAUAUUUACGAUGAAGCAGGACACGGCUCCUUUGCACCAAGGCAGUUGAAGAACACCAUUGGCCGGUAUGGUCCGGCGUUCUCCGGCUAUGGCCAGCAGGACUCACAAGAAUUUCUUUUGUUCCUACUUGACGGUUUGCAGGAGGACUUGAACAGGAUUCAGAAAAAGCCAUACAUCGAGAAGCCCGACUCAACGGACGAGAUGGUGCACAAUAAAGAAGCUCUCAAGGAAUUUGCCGACAAGUGCUGGGACAUUUACAAGGCACGCAACGAUUCGGUCAUCACGGAUCUGUUUGCCGGCAUGUACAAGUCGACUCUUGUAUGCCCUGUCUGCGACAAAGUUAGCAUCAUCUUCGAUCCUUUCAACAACCUCACGCUCCAACUGCCGAUUGAGAACCUGUGGAGCAAGAGUAUCUUCUACUUCCCUCUUCACAAGAAACCGAUCAUCAUAGAUGUCGAGAUCGACAAGAACUCCAGCAUCAAGGCACUCAAGGAGUUUAUUGCUAAGAAAGCAGGCUCUGAUCCGGAGCGGCUGGUCAUGUCGGAGAUCUACAAGUCCAAAUUUUACAAGAUGUUCGACAAUGUCAGCUCGAUUGCGGAUUGCCAAAUAGGUGAUUCCGACGAGAUUGGUAUGUUUGAGCUCGAGUCGGUGCCGACGAAUUAUAACCCCGACAAGCAGACUACGAAGAGCUACUUUUCCUACGGCCGCUCGAGCCAUGAGGAGGUUCCGAGCUUUGACUCGCCCAAGGCAGACCGCAUGCUUAUACCUAUUUUCAACCGCCAUGAAGGGCAGCGGGGUUACCGCAUGCAACGUCAAUUCUUCGGCGUGCCUUCGUAUGUCGUUAUCAACCGGGAAGAGGCUACCGAUUAUGAUGCCAUUCUGCGCAAGGUCCUCUCUGAAGUUGCUACGAUGACGACCAGGGACUUCCUCAACGAGCAGAUUGAGACUCAGCAGCAAGAAACUACAGAGGACUCGGAUACUGUUAUUAUGAACGAAGAUGACGCAGAGUCUGCCGACGACAAGAUCAAGACAACAUCUGUUGAUGGAGAGGAGGGCAUGGUGGACGUUUCCAUGCGUGAUGCAUCCGACCAAGCCGAGGCUGCGGAUGAUCUUACUCUCGCGCAUAGCUCGAUUCCCGCACCAUUCCACAGACUUUUCGAUAUGAAGAUUGCGCGAACGAAUGAAGCCGUUCCACUUGGGUUUUCAUCUGUAGAUGAGAACAAAGAUUACAACUUAAUGAAAUCACGAAUCCAGAAGCCUACUGCCAUAGAGGAGGCGAAUAAAGACGGUGAUGGGGAACAGGACGAAGACUCAGACGACGAGAUUGACAUGAUCACUGAGCGUACAGUGACACCAAAACCCAGGCCGCAGCGUCCUCUCAUCAAUCCCGGCGAGGCUAUCGUGCUCGACUGGAAUACCGAUGCUCAUGAGGCUCUGUUUUCUGGCGACGUUCGGGAUCCCAACGGUCCUCGGGGCGCUCCCACGUGGACAAGUAUUGAACGCAUGCCAGAUCCAGAGCUGGCUAACCGACGUGCUUUGCGGACGAGGCGGAAAAAGAAGGGAGUCACUCUCAAUGAGUGUCUAGACGAGUUCAACAAGGAGGAGAUUCUCUCAGAGAACGACGCCUGGUAUUGUCCGCGCUGCAAAGAGCAUCGACGUGCCAGAAAGAAGUUCGAGUUGUGGAAGACACCCGAUAUUCUUGUCAUGCACCUUAAGAGAUUUAGCGCCAGCCGUGGGUUCCGCGAUAAGCUGGAUGUCAUGGUCGAUUUUCCAGUCGAAGGUCUGGAUCUAACCGGCCGCGUAGAGGCGCCCGAGGAGGGUAAGAGCUUAGUGUAUGAUCUCUUCGCUGUGGACAAUCACUACGGCGGGCUUGGAGGUGGCCACUACACCGCAUACGCGAAGAACUUCAUGACUGGCCAAUGGAACGAAUACAAUGAUUCAUCGGUUUCACGGCCAAUUGACCCCCAGAAUGCGGUCACCUCAUCAGCAUAUCUGCUCUUCUACCGCCGGCGCUCGGAUCGUCCACUCGGUGGCAAGAUUCUGGAAGAGAUCACCGAAUCGUCCACCCGGCCAGCCAGUGAAUCCGACUCGCAGGAAUCGCGCGGGCCGUCUCCGUCGGGGGAAGGUCGGCGUCUCGGCGGCUCCUCCCGCAAUGGGUCGUCGAGCGCCUUAGCCGGAGUCGGAGCAGCUCACCAGUUGGGAGAUGGUGGUUUGCGAACCGGAGCGAAGAGCAGUGAGGAUGCCAAUCCCCCGGAGUACUCGAACAGCCCGUCGUAUGGUGAGCGCAGCCUCGGCGGUACAGGUAUGGACACUAUGACCUAUGAAGACGACGAUUACGGUAGUGGGCUGGGCAACAACGACACGUUUCGCCUCUCCAAUCCCUCGCCCUCCUGGUCGUUCAGUCGAGUCACGGAUGCUCAUCAUGGCCUUUCACAGAUGACAGAGCUCCCGGGAUCCCUCUCUGAUGAUGACAACGACGACGACGACGAUUCGAACAAGGCUGUAGGUGGUGGCGACAUGAGCGAUACCGACUUGCGCCUGGCUUCUUUAGCGGAUAGUCCGUUCCAGGGUCCAGUCUACCCCGGGACACCGCUAGAUGAGACAGCCCCAACGCUGACGACGGAAUUCCCUCAACACGAUGCGGACGACGACGACCUCCCUGUGGUGGAACUACACGUGGGUGAAGAGGAACGACUUGACUGAUUAGAUUUCUUUCAUUCUUUCUUUCUACGAAUUUUGGAUGUGAAAAUGAGAUGACAUUCUAGACGCCUGUCAUGAGGACGACAGGUAUGGUGCAUAGGCACGCGCAUACGCUCGGGCUCUGCCCUCCCUGCUUUGUUUUUGCUUGUUUUCGAUGGACGGGAUCUAUAAUAUAUUCCUCCUUCCCUGUUUCUGCAUGUAUGUCCCCAAAAGCUUUUUUCUCUUUUUGUGACAACUUCUAGAGCAGAAGGUGUCACCACUCGCCAAAUCGGAUGUGAUGUGAGACGGAUGGCGAUAUGGAGCCUUGCUGUGCUACGAAGAGGAGCAUGGCAUGCCAUGAUGUCGGAGUAUUGUGUAUAGGAUGAGUCCUCAGCUAGAGGGUAUACGGCAAUAGAUCGUAUGAACUGGCUUUUCUUGUCAGGCUCGCUACUAUGAU